Molecule: messenger RNA, 3695 nt
Organism: Pseudoliparis swirei
Lineage: Eukaryota; Metazoa; Chordata; Actinopteri; Perciformes; Liparidae
Gene: aldh1a3
Product: aldehyde dehydrogenase 1 family, member A3
Exons: 13
Coding region: 6-1562 (518 amino acids)
Molecular function (GO): aldehyde dehydrogenase (NAD+) activity
Source: RefSeq, a predicted model, not a curated record
ACGGAAUGGCCGAAGGAAUCCCAGCUUUGCUUCUUCCUCAGCCAGUCAAAGUCCACGAGGUCAGACACACCAAGAUUUUUAUCAACAAUGAAUGGCACACAUCCAUCAGUGGAAGGACAUUUCCUACUUUCAACCCAGCGACGGGUGCCAAAAUCUGUGAUGUAGAAGAAGCAGACAAGGAAGAUGUGGAUAAAGCGGUGCAGGCAGCCAGGGCGGCCGAGCAGAGAGGCUCUCCGUGGCGGAGGAUGGACGCGUCCAGCCGCGGGAGACUGCUGCACCAACUGGCCGACCUGAUGGAGAGGGACCGGCGCCUGCUGGCGACCCUGGAGACUCUGGACACGGGGAAGCCCUUCCUGCAGUCCUUCUUCAUUGACCUGGACGGCAGCAUCAAAACCCUUCGGUACUAUGCGGGCUGGGCCGACAAGAUCCACGGCAAGAGUCUACCUGUGGAUGAAAGCUUCAUGUGUUUCACCAAACACGAGCCUGUUGGCGUAUGUGGAGCCAUCAUUCCGUGGAACUUUCCUCUGCUGAUGUUCAUGUGGAAGAUGGCCCCGGCCCUGAGCUGUGGAAACACUGUGGUCAUCAAACCAGCGGAGCAGACCCCGCUCACGGCCCUCCACAUUGGAGCGCUCAUCAAAGAGGCGGGCUUCCCUCCUGGAGUCGUGAACAUUGUUCCUGGAUUUGGUCCCACAGCAGGAGCAUCCAUCGCCAGCCACAUGGACAUCGACAAAGUGGCCUUCACUGGCUCAACAGAGAUCGGCCAGCUGAUCAAAGAAGCAUCGGCCAAAAGUAAUCUGAAGAGGGUGACUCUGGAGCUGGGAGGGAAGAACCCCUGCAUUGUGUUCGCUGACUGUGACUUGCAGCUGGCUGUGGAGGAGACCCAGAAAGGAGCUGUUUAUAACCAGGGUCAGUGCUGCACGGCUGCAUCCCGCAUCUUUGUGGAAGAAAGUAUUUAUGAGGAGUUUGUGCGUCGCAGUAUAGAAACCGCCAAGAAGAUUGUCAUAGGAGACCCCCUGGACCCUCAGACAUCACACGGGCCACAGAUCAGCCGACAACAGUUUGACAAGAUUAUGGAUCUGAUAGAGAGUGGGAAGGAGGAGGGAGCCAGGCUGGAAUAUGGAGGAUCAGCUGUGGGCGAGAAGACACUCUACAUUCAACCCACAAUCUUCUCUGGGGUCAAAGACCACAUGCGCAUCGCCAAGGAAGAGGUAUACAACCUGUUUCAAUUCACCACAGAUGGAUCUGACACAGGCAUGGAGAUCUUUGGUCCUGUCCAGUGUAUAUUCAGCUUUAAAAGGCAGCAGGAAGCCAUAGAGAGAGCAAACAACUCAAAAUAUGGCCUGGUGUCAGCAGUCUUUACAACCAGCAUGGACAGAGCUCUGACUGUGUCUGCAGCCCUGGAGACUGGCACCGUUUGGAUAAACUGCUACAAUGCCCUUCAUGCACAGACUCCCUUUGGAGGAUAUAAGAUGUCAGGCAACGGACGAGAGCUGGGAGAGUAUGCUCUGGCCGAGUACUCGGAGGUCAAAGCAGUGACCAUCAAGCUGAGUGAAACCCUGUGAGAAGAACUGGCUGAGAUGUCCAUCAAAUCACACUUCUCUCCAACCCACCCCAGUCCUUUGUCUUCAGUCAUGCUCAUGAUGUAGACAUUAGGGUUAGGCCAAGAUAUGAGUUAGUCUAAAACAGUUAAUCAGAGCCCAGAAAGAGUCAGUGUUUGUUCACCUUUUUUAUUUGUAGACGAGGAGAGGCAGCGUCAGUAAUGUCAUGACGCCACAUGGCCAACGCUGUCAUUUAUGACAGAAUCUGUCUGCACUCCUCUUUAACGCUUUAAGUCAAAGCAGUACGUCCUGAAGUAUUGGGCCUAACCAAAAGUGCACGAUAGUCUCUGUCAGUCGGUCUGUGCGCUGCAACGCUCUCCAAGGUGCUGAUCCUGCUGCUGGACACAGCGAGGGAGCUAUCCAGCAAUUUGACGCUUUUGGCCACCAUGAACUUCAACCCAGUAGCAUCCUUGUCUAAUUUUUUACUUCAACUGUUUCCUAACCUUUAGACUAUAUGGGUUGGUGUUUUUUUUCUGUUUUCUGAAUCAAAUCUCUUUUUACUCAUGAGUACCAUGUCGAGAAAAGGGCAAAGAGGGCAAAAGUUGACAUCGUGAUGAGGAUAACAAUCUGUAUAUUUAGCAGCUGUGCAAUUUAUUCACCUAAAUCCUACACACUAUAAUCUAUCGUUUAAAAGAUGCAUCCCUAAUCCCGCACUCCCUGUAGGCAGAUGUAUCGCUCCAAAAUUGGUAUAUCAGCUAGAGUUGUAUUAUCAUGCAGUCUGGUUUUGUUCCCCCUGCAGUACUUUCAGGUCUUCAGGAGUUUGAGCUUGCAAACAACACCUUGGUGGUGUUGUGCUGCCACGGUCCUCCUCUCCAUUUUGCUAACAUCCCAACUAGAGAGCUUUGUUACAUUACUAAUGAGCUAGACGACUUAGUUGGUGGCACCGACACUGUCAUAGUUGUUGUCAUCUGGUGUCACUUGGUUUCGCGGCUCCGCUAGCCCAUGCCGAUGUGUCGUUGAACAAGACGCUAAAUGCCAAAUUGCUUCGCCGUAGCUGUGUCUACGGUGUGUGAAUGUGUUGUAAAUCGCUUUGGAUAAAAGCGUCAGCUAAAUGAAAUGUAAUGUAAAAAAUUAAAACAAAUUAAAUGUAAUGCCAAAGGCAGACAUGGGCUCUCAAAAAUGUUGGCCUAUUGUAAAAAAUUCAAAUAAAAAAGAAGAAAUAUUGGUACAAAGUGUAAUGUUUUUCAAAAUGGUCAAAAACAGGUCGCAAUUUUUGAGGAUUACAAUUUGAAUCGCCAUUACGAGAAGAAACGCGCAGAGAAAUAUAACAACUUGACUGAUACAGAGCAGCACGGAUGCCUGAGGCUUUGGAGCUACGCAGAAAAAGCAACAUGCCUUUUUUUUUACCAAGCUUCACACAUCCAAGGAUGGAGCAGCCAAGACCAGCUUUGUGAUAUCCCACAAAAUGGAAAAGAACAGUAAAUUAUUCUCUGAUGUGGAGUGGAGUCUGCUGCACUACUAACUUAAUAGAUCAUGUAUUAUAAUGAUAAUCUUGUUGUAAUUAAUCACGCAGCAUAUGGAUUGUUAUUAUGUGCUUUACUUUGUUGCACAUCUACUUCUUCUUGAUGAUUCGCAGAUGUAUGAGAAAUAAAUGACGGUGUAUGUAUAAACUACUUUGCAGAUUAAGAGACAUUUCCCCUCUCAAUUUCUUGAAACUAUUAUAGAGGUAAAAUGAUUAUUACUGGCCAUUAUUUUUACCAGAGUAAAGUCUACUCUUUGUGUUCUCGGGACUCCCUGAUGCUCAUUGUCCCAAAUGACAGAACGGAAAUGGGAAAUAGGGCUUUUUGUGUACUCUGCACUCAUCCUGGAUUAUAUAUUGGAGAAUACAUUAAAACUCAAAGAAUUGAUACCACUUACUGCUUUAAAAUAUAAAAUGAAAGAAAUAGAGGCAGGUUAAAAUGUCAAUGAUUCUUCAUUAAAUUAACUGGGUUUUUUCACUGUUUCUUUUAACUUGUCUUGUUUUGUGUUUUUUUGUUUGUAACUGAGUUUCUUAUGUUUCUGCCUGUCUUGGCCAGGUCACCCUCAAAAAUGAGAUGUGUAAUCUCAAAGCGAUUCACCUGGUUAAAUAGAGGUUUAAAUAAAUACAAAUAUGUUGUA